AUGUGGGCAUCCGCACCAUUACCCAUCUACUCCACCACCCAUAACUUCAAAAAGGCAGCUCGGCGGGCUACCGUCGAUAACGACAGCUCGAAGCAGGAUGUCUCCUCAUCAACGUCCCGCCCGAGCACCCGGUCCCGUCCUGACCCUCAGAGCUCCAAGGACAUCAUGUUUGAGCCAGCUGUAGACGGCCCGCCUUCGCCCGAACGAAUCCGUGCUUUCAGUAAACACGUCAAGAGGGUCUCGGCUUUGGAAUCAACCUCUUCAGUUGCAGCUCGUCCUCCCACCACGGAUCGCCCCUCGUGGGAAAACACGCUUGAGCACAUCACCUUGUCCAGGCGUUCUUCCGGCCGGUCGACAUCGAGCAGCAUGCCAUCACGCGAACGACCAGAGAGUGUGCAAUUGUUCGGAAAGACCAUCUUCAACCGAAAAGUCAGGAUGAGGGCAGAGAGCAAUGCCAACAGUUCUUCCGGGAGCUCACUCUAUUCGACGGAUCAACCCCUGGAUAGCAACCCCAUACCUCCGCCCAAAGAGCAGCUUAUCCCCGGUCUGUUUGGGCGGCGCAAGAUUCCGAAGACGGACCCUACUUCUGCAGACCGUCCGGCCUCUAGCAGUGGUAACAAGAAACUGCUCAUCUCUGGUCCCUACAACUUUCAGCACGUCACACAUACGCGGCGAGAACACGUGCCUCAAGCACAACGUGAAAGUCGCGCGGACUUCUCGGCUGCUCGUCCACCAAGACCGCCCCCAGCUGCUCCGCUGCUGGGCAUAGAAGGCGACAGUCUUCAUUUCUCCAACUUUUCCUCUGAGGCCCUGGCCAUACGCGAAGAUGCCGUCCCCGCCCCUUCAACGACAAGCGCCAAGCAUGGUCUCACCACGCCGCCUUAUGAAGCGGCUCCCGAAGACACCAUCCCGCCUAUCCCGCCUCCUCGUAUCUCUAGCAGGACGUCGACCCGUUACGACGCGACCGAUUCUUUGAUCGCUGGCUCGUGGGACCGAACACUCACCGGCGGUGGGUUCCGCCAGCCGAAGCCUUUCCCUCUGCCUGCUGAGAGUGAUACGCUUCCCACAACAGCCGGCGAGCUCCUUGCUGCGCGAUCUGCAGAGCUCGAAUCGCCGUCAAGCCCAACGUUCCCACACGCUAUCACGACGCCCGAUGAUGCCGCGUGGCCCCUGACAACUUCGAGCACCACUUUUGCGUAUGAGACUGGUCUGGCUGACGUUCCGGAGGAGGAUGAGCAGCAUGUAGCAUCACGGCGAUCGCGUCUCAGCUUGGCAAGCAACAACUCCUCCCUGCGCGGAAGUCAUUCAGUUCCAAUGCUGCGCCUGUCAGCACAGCUUCAAGCAGCACAACUCCAGUCGAAAGAUCCUCAUCGGCCCAUGAGCGGUGCUUCCGAUACGCUGGGACGAUUCGACAUGAUAGCUGCCCAGCGCGCUCUGAAGGCAGCAUUGCAUGAGACGAACGAGGUUGAGAUCUUGCCUCGUGAAAGCUGGGAAGAUGACAUUGACUAUUGUUACGAUCACGAGGCUGAAGCUGACUUUGAGUACGCUUGGGAUCGGCCAUCGCUCGACGGUGACAGGGCUGAGGAGGAUCAUUCUGUGGAUCUGGACGCGACAGCGACGACGGCUUCCUACAGCUUCUGCGUUGACGAGGAUAUCGAGGGUGUUCAGCCAUUGUCUGUUGGGCUUCAACCUGUGCCUGCCCGGCACUUUGACAUUCCGGCCCUCAGCCCUGUUAGCCAAGCAUCGACAGCCACCGGCCACGAGGCCAUCACGCCGACAGUUCCGUUGAUGCCAACAACCUUCAAGGAAUCCCAUGGCUUUAACCUCUCGCCAUCCCUCUUGAUCCCAGGCGAUUUCCAGCAGCAGAUGGUAAUGGCAGAGUCUCGUGUCGACGAGUACUCUGACGAGAUGCUCUCUGGGGCAGCUCGUUUCUCUUAUGGCACGGAUGCCCCUGUGGCGUUGAGCACCUCCGGCCUCGACGAGCGCCACAUCUCAGCAGACUCCAACUUGACUGCCUUGACUCGUUAUACCAGUGGCACUGCCUUUGAGGCGUGGAAUCCCAAGGCUUUAGAUACCGUCGAUCCUGCUUCCCUGGAAUAUGACGAAGUCCCACCCCUGGCAUCACCAAAGAGCCCGAAGAGCCCAUGGUCAGAUGGUGGCGAUGUCAUGUCCCGCUCCAUGGGGGAUAUACGGGACGAGGAGAGGCGUAUCGCAGCUAGUGCAGGGCGUGAAAGUGUGCAGUCCACCAGAAACAAAGAAACAUACAGACACAGGCGUCAGAGGGCACACACCACGAGUCUGAGCACCCCGGCUGGUGGCUAUGCUCUUUUCCCGCCUGCUUACGCUGGCAACCGGAUCUGA
Messenger RNA from Verticillium dahliae VdLs.17, 2361 nucleotides. RefSeq lists its product as uncharacterized. The record is from RefSeq and is a predicted model, not a curated record. The transcript is spliced from 5 exons. Bases 1 to 2361 code for a protein of 786 amino acids. NCBI's taxonomy places the organism in Eukaryota, Fungi, Ascomycota, Sordariomycetes, Glomerellales, Plectosphaerellaceae.